AUGGCGACAGUGGCUUCCCUUCAUCGUAAUGGGCGUUGGCUUCUACCCUCUGCACGGUCAGAAGAACAAUUAGCUCUGCAAAUUCAUCUCACAACAGUUUCUUUAUCGGAACAAGAGGACUACGAUGAAUGGGAAAUCGAAGGAAAAAUAAAAAGCAAGUACAACUCAGGAGAAGUAUACACUUACCUUAAAGGGCCAAUACCAACUGUUCCAUGGGCAAAGCUUGUCUGGUUCUCCUAUGGGAUCCCGAGGCAGUCCUUCUUAACUUGGUUGGUUUUACUCGAUCGUUGCCCAACGCGUGACAGGUUACUCCGAUGGGGUAUGAAUGUGGAUGCUGUUUGCUUGCUUUGCAAUAACGCUCCAGAAAGUAGGAAUCAUCUUUUUUUUGAGUGUUCUUUCAGCAACAGGAUCUGGAGAUCGAUUGCAUGCCGAUGUCGACUGACUCCAAGCGACUCUUGGUUAUCAACACUUCAACAACUUCUCACUCUUGGCCCCAACAAAGAUGAAAAACGCCUUACUCUCCUUGCCACCCAGGCCACAAUCUAUUGGCUCUGGAAUGAACGAAACCAAAGACUUCACAAUCAAACUUUCAAGUCUGCUGAUUCCAUCAUCUCAACCAUCGAUAAGCAGGUCCGUAAUCGCAUUCAAAGCUUCCGUCACUCGAACCCUCGUGCUUGUUCAUCAAUGAUGCAGCGGUGGCUCGUCUGA
Brassica rapa (field mustard) is the source of this 708-nucleotide messenger RNA. RefSeq lists its product as uncharacterized. Lineage: Eukaryota; Viridiplantae; Streptophyta; Magnoliopsida; Brassicales; Brassicaceae. The record is from RefSeq and is a predicted model, not a curated record.